Molecule: messenger RNA, 1281 nt
Organism: Canis lupus familiaris (dog)
Lineage: Eukaryota; Metazoa; Chordata; Mammalia; Carnivora; Canidae
Gene: NEUROG1
Product: neurogenin 1
Exons: 1
Coding region: 1-750 (249 amino acids)
Molecular function (GO): protein dimerization activity
Source: RefSeq, a predicted model, not a curated record
AUGCCAGCCCCCCUGGAGACCUGCCUCUCGGACCUCGACUGCGCCAGCAGCAGCAGCAGCAGCAGCAGCAGCAGCAGCGACCUAUCCGGCUUCCUCACCGACGAGGAGGACUGUGCCCGGCUCCCAACACCAGCUCCUGCCUCGGGGACGCCCGUGCCAGUCCGCAGGGCCGUGCCCGGGGUUCCUGCAGCGCCCGAUACUCCCCGGGCGCAGGACGACGAGCAGGAGCGGCGGCGGCGCCGGGGCCGAGCGCGUGUGCGCUCCGAGGCGCUGCUGCAUUCGCUGCGCAGGAGCCGGCGCGUCAAGGCCAAUGACCGCGAGCGCAACCGCAUGCACAACUUGAACGCGGCGCUGGAUGCGCUGCGCAGCGUGCUGCCCUCCUUCCCCGACGACACCAAGCUCACCAAGAUCGAGACGCUGCGCUUCGCCUAUAACUACAUCUGGGCUCUGGCGGAGACUCUGCGCCUCGCCGACCAGGGACUGCCCGGGGGCGGUGCCCGGGAGCGCCUCCUGCCGCCGCAGUGCGCCCCCUGCCUGCCGGGGCCCCCGAGCCCUUCCAGCGACGCCGAGUCCUGGGGCUCCGGUGCCGCCGCCUCCCCUUGCGCCACCGCCGCCUCGCCCCUGUCUGACCCCAGUAGCCCCGCCGCCUCGGAAGAUUUCGCCUACGGCCCCGGCGACCCCCUUUUCUCCUUCCCCGGCCUGCCCAAAGACUUGCUCCACACGACGCCCUGUUUCAUCCCGUACCACUAGGCCCCUUAGGGACACCGUUAUCUUCCCCCGCCCUCAGGCAACAGGCAGUAGAAGGAGCCCCAGCCCGGCGGAGGGAGGGAGCAGGAGCUUUCAAGGGGUGGGAGAUACCUGAGCCGCUUGUUAGGUCGCUGCACCCUCGCCGAGGCUGCCCCCUGGUCUGUUUCUCCAGCCCUCAGCCCACGGCCCCUCCUGCCCGCCCUUAGACGGCCUUUCCUUUUGCACUUUCUGAACUUCACAAAACCUCCUUUGUGGCUGGCUCAGAGCUGACCCCAGCCACCACUUCAGUGUGAUUUAGAAAAGGGACAGAUCAGCCCCUGAAGACGAGGUGAAAAGUCAAUUUUACAAUUUGUAGAACUCUAAUGAAGAAAAACGAGCAUGAAAAUUCGGUUUGAGCCGGCUGACAAUACAAUGAAAAGGCUUAAAAAGGAGAGACAAGGAGUGGGCUUCAUGCAUUAUGGAUCCCGACCCCCACCACUGCAGGCUUGCUCUAGGAAGAACCCAGAGACUUGAGACUUGCGUAGCUAUUCAGGC